Messenger RNA from Gasterosteus aculeatus aculeatus (three-spined stickleback), 2375 nucleotides. Its product is annotated as free fatty acid receptor 2-like. Lineage: Eukaryota; Metazoa; Chordata; Actinopteri; Perciformes; Gasterosteidae. The record is from RefSeq and is a predicted model, not a curated record. Gene Ontology annotation, molecular function: G protein-coupled receptor activity. Gene Ontology annotation, biological process: G protein-coupled receptor signaling pathway; cellular response to fatty acid. Gene Ontology annotation, cellular component: plasma membrane.
GCUUCUUUUCAAAAAGGCUCAACAUACGUUUGUGGAGUUUUUGUAAAAGCCACAACCGCAGAAGAGGAAGUUGCUUAGACAGGUGGCAAUUCUUGAGUUGCUUCACACUUCCCCGUAAAGCAUUUAAAUAAAGACUUCCCUUUUGGUGGGUGAGAGUUCUAUAUAAGAGCCUCUGUCUUUUUCACUGCUCACUUUGGUGUGAUGCUGCUCGCUGCAUAAAGCGCGGCUCAAAACCCUCGAGGAAGCGAUGAGCGUUGGUUUAUCGGUUGGGACAGGAGGACCACGCUGUCUCACCCGGUUUGUUCCAGGCCGUUGACCCGAGAAGGAGCCCUUGUCUCGCCGAACCCCCCCGCGCCGCAGUGUAUCCAUUCCCCCUGCGGAGCGGUGGAUGUAAUGUGACACAUCUCCGUCCCCUUCUGUCUUACAUCCGGAGGGGCGCCACCAUGCAGCAGUGCCACACCGGACUGUGUCUGUCUGUCUACAUAUUCACCUUCGUGCUGGGCUUCCCGGCCAACGUCCUCGCCUUCUACACCUUUUUCAAGAAGGUGAGGCGGAAACCCACCCCCAUCGACAUCCUGCUCCUCAACCUGACCAUCUCCGACCUCCUCUUCCUCGUCUUUCUGCCCUUCAAGAUGCAGGAAGUGAGGAACGGCAUGCGCUGGGACAUGCCCUAUAUCCUCUGCCCGCUGUCGGGCUUCGUCUUCUACAUGACCAUCUACAACAGCACCUUCUUCCUCACCGCGGUCAGCGUGGAGCGCUACCUGGGCGUGGCCUUCCCCAUCCAGCACACGCUGAAGAGGCGACCGGCGUACGCCAGCGCCGCCAGCGUCUUCUUCUGGAUCUUCUCCUUCAUCCACCUGAGCAUCGUGGUCAUCGUGCCCUUUAUCGGCCCUCAGCGCUCCCCGAACGGCACCUCGGAACACGCCGUCGCCGACAAGUGGAACGUGUGCUACACGAACUUCACGGAGAGCCAGCUGCGGGUGCUGCUGCCCGUGCGCCUGGAGAUAUGGGUGGUGCUCUUCUGCAUCCCCUUCCUGAUCAGCAGCUACUGGUACAUCAACUUCAGAAUCCUGUCCAAGGUGCAGCACAUCGGGCGGCGCCGGCGUCUCCGGGCCAUCGGCAUGGCCCUGGGAACCCUGCUGGUGUACGCGUUGUGCUUCGGCCCGUACAACGUGUCGCACAUCGUCGGGUUCGUCACGUGGAGGAGCCCCAGCUGGCGCGACAAGGCGCUGCUCUGCAGCACCUUCAACGCUUGUCUGGACCCUCUCAUUUUCUACUUCUCCUCCUCGGCGGUGAGAAAGACGGUGGGUGGCGUGAUAGGAGGGGUUAGGAGUCACCUCGACAGGUCCUGUCACGUGCUCCGGGCCUUGUGUGGGGGGACGAACAAGCCCGCAAGAGAUGAGGAACGCAAACAAGAGGAGAUCAAUGCUAUCUGAGGAGAGACUGGAAGAAAGCCGCCAGCAGCUGCCUCCGCUAAUUUGUUCAUUCUUCGCCGGUGGAAGCAGGAAGAAGUCACGUUUAAUGGGUUUUUUUAGGCGAGGAAGCUGCUUGGCGCCCUGUGCGCGGCACACGGUCAGACUUUUUGAGGAACUUCCUGUUGGGAAACCAGAGAAGGAAGCAUAGCCGUUUGCAUUGUAAUGAGCAAGCUACGGAGACUUUGACCAGUCGUAUUCAAAUGAGAAAGACUUUUAAGUGAAGUGAGAUGAAGGAUUUUAAGAACUCGAUGCAUUGGGGUGUUUUCCUCAGAGCUCCUAAAGAGUCUUUAAGAGGAUUGAACUGUGUUGAAAAUGACAUGACUUUAUACGACCUUACAAACACACAGGCAGCUAAUAUGCGGUCUGCUGACAUGUAAACAUGGAUUUGCUUAAUUAACCUGUGAUCAUUUUCAUGGAGAUUUUAGAUUAUGUUAUUUCUAUCACAGAUGUUUAUUAUAUCAAAACUAAAUGUAGCAAACACAUAGAAUGAAUGUUUUAAUAUCAGAGGGAUGAAUGCUUAGAAUAUACGUCUGAAAGAUAAGGACUUUACACGGAAGUACAAUCUUCAUAAAAAAAUCAUGUAAAUAUAUAUUUUGCUAAAUACAUUCGUCAUAUAAUGGGUGAUACGUGAGUGACUGUAGCCGAGCCGAGGAAUAUAAAGUGAUAACAUAACCGUUGCUUUCAUAAACAAAUCACAUAAAAAAUAAAAAAUAAAUUCUUUUGAAAGAAUGUGAAUCGUACUUAUAAAAAUCUACCUGAAUGUGUGUACCUUUUUAAAAAAACAACCAUAUAUAUGUGUGUGCAUAUAUGUAAGGCAACAGAUAUAUAUACCUAUGAAUAUGUUUAUUCAAAUAUCUAUGUACGGUACUAGUGAAAAAAAUAAAACAAACAAUAUGCAAU